UCCCGGUUCCGACUCUAGCGCGUUGGUCGGCGGCGCUGUAAUUACAGCUGCGCAGAACCGCCCGGACGACAGGGGAAAGCAUAUUCAUCUCAACUGUGGCGCCGCGCCUGCGAAAAUGUCUCCUCAGGCAGAGUUUGAGAAGAUGGCAGAGGAUGUGAAGAAGGUGAAGACAAGGCCCACAGACCAGGAGCUGCUGGACCUGUAUGGGCUUUAUAAGCAGACACUCGUUGGAGACAAUAACACCGAUCGACCAGGAAUGAUCGACUUAAAAGGAAAAGCCAAGUGGGACGCCUGGGGCUCCAGGAAAGGAAUGUCCAAGGAUGAUGCCAUGUCUGCCUACAUCACCCUUGCAAAGGAAGUCAUCAGCAAAUAUGGGAUGUAAGACUCGCAGUAAACUGAAGAGACAGAAUUAAUGCAAUAAACGACAACAGACUACUAACUCCAUUACUAAAACAACGCUGCUGCCUAUAUAACAAGUAGCCUUCUGCUUUCAGAGGCCAUAAUUAUGCAGGAUAAAGUGUAAUUUUAGAUGUUUUUUAUGCGCUGUGAUUUCUUUCUCCUUGGCGGGUCAUUUUUUUACAUAGAUUAUUGCCAUUAAUUUAUAGAACUCAGAAAUGUCUCUGCAUCCUCUAAGGGUAAAAAUACUAAAUUUGCUAAUUGCUAUUUCAUCUAAUUUUAUGUAGUUAAUACUUGUAAUCCACAUGUUCAAAGCAAUAUACUGUGUCCUUAUGCACUUUGAUAUGUAACUUGACCUUUUAUCAAAACAGGACAAACUAAAUGCUGUGAAAUGUGAACACACUUACUACACACAUUUUGAAAAUAAAACUUCUUU
This is a messenger RNA of Xiphias gladius (swordfish), 832 nucleotides long. RefSeq names its product acyl-CoA binding domain containing 7 (gene acbd7). Lineage: Eukaryota; Metazoa; Chordata; Actinopteri; Istiophoriformes; Xiphiidae. The record is from RefSeq and is a predicted model, not a curated record. The transcript is spliced from 4 exons. Gene Ontology annotation, molecular function: fatty-acyl-CoA binding. Gene Ontology annotation, biological process: fatty acid metabolic process. Bases 116 to 382 code for a protein of 88 amino acids.